Sycon ciliatum is the source of this 3733-nucleotide messenger RNA. RefSeq lists its product as uncharacterized. The record is from RefSeq and is a predicted model, not a curated record. The transcript is spliced from 21 exons. The coding region runs from base 434 to 3040 and encodes 868 amino acids. Gene Ontology annotation, biological process: maintenance of protein location in cell cortex. NCBI's taxonomy places the organism in Eukaryota, Metazoa, Porifera, Calcarea, Leucosolenida, Sycettidae. Gene Ontology annotation, molecular function: phospholipid binding; protein binding. Gene Ontology annotation, cellular component: cell cortex.
CAAAACAGUGGCAGAAGACUUGUCUUUCUUUUCAAUGGCGCUUCUGAUUCAAUACCAGUUUAUCCAGCCGAUCGGGUCCAAAUCGUCCAAAACAAGCUCUUACUCUUAUUACUAUUAGGCAUUGCAACAUUUCGUAGGCUAGGCUGUGACGCUCGGGGCGACACUGGCCUGACCCAAAACUACGGUCCGACUCCGAUCCGUAGAGACGACGGCAGUACGCCGGUUCACACCCACUGACUCUUUACGACUGAGAACGUGACUGAUCGAGCACCGUUGGAAUACAGGACGUAGUAAAGCUAGCAUCUACUGCAGCCUGGUGUGCUUUGUUGCCACUGCCAAGGCCAGGGUAGGGCUGACCAUCCAGUACGAUCGCAUACUACGUACACGGACAGGUCGAGGGUUGCUAAACUAAUACUGGCUCAGCAGAGACAAGAUGGCCGCUACGGACAGUGACAAAGUGGAGCAUGUGCUGCCUGGUAUGGCGCUGCCGCCGGAUAUGCCUCACACACAGGACAACAUCGAGUCGUUCCAGAUCAUGAGUAAUGAAGAUGCUAGGAAGGAGCUUGAGCACAGGUCCAAGUCUCCAGUCGUGGACAUUGAGGAUUUUGACGAGUCUCCCCCGGUCACGCCGGUGAUGCGGAGCGGUGCUGCAUCAGCGGCGACUUUACAAUGGGAUCCGUACGACAGUCGACUUGCUACUCCUUCCCCUGGUGAUCAGCCUGCACAAGAACAGCAAGAGCAGCAGCAGCAGCAACAGUCAAAUAAAGAAACGUACAGCACGUUACCACUUCGGAGAUCUUCUACCCCGCCUGUACCAGCCUGGGCUGUUAAAGAGAGUGGUGAUGGAGAUGUAGUUAUCGUUGAAGGACUCGACGAUGUUGGUAGUUCACGGGAAGGAUCACCUGACUUCAUGGCUAAGCUAAGGUCUUCAUCGCCGAACUUCUUUGCAACCAGUACACCUCUGAAGGGCAUUUCCCCUGGCAGACCCAAGCCAGGUUCUCUGCGUGGCAUGCUGAGCAAGCGCAGAGCUAGAGUAGCGCCCAUGUCACCGAGUCCACUCGUUAUGGAGAAUGCCGGUGCUGGUGAAGGUAUGGCUGGCCAAGAAGAUCUUGACACUGGCAAGGAAAGGCCAUUGUACUCCCAGGUUCACCGACAGAGCAAACCCGAUAGCAAUGCAACACCAGCAGCAGCACAAGGCAUGGAUGACACUGAUGCCAUUUCACCAUCACUGCCCAGGAAGACAUCCAGCAGUAAAGUGCUAGAGGAGACUCUGGCUGGUAUUGCCCCACCAUGCAGCUCACCACCACUCAAUGCGCGUCGGCAUCCCAGUGUUGGUGGUGACGCCAGAGACCGCACUGCUUCUACUGACAGCUCUGAACAGAUGAAUGAGACCUCACCGUAUGCCGAAGUUCAGUAUCAGAAUUAUGCCAUUCAGCACGAUGGCACACAUGCGGUCAAACCAGGUGCCCACAUGCCAUGUACACCUCCAACACGUCGUGAGUCAAUGCCUGUACCUACUACCGCCAAGAGUGUGACGUUCCGACAGGUAACCGGUAACGACUAUCUACUGGCUGCUGAUGCUGCUACUAACCAAGCGACUGCUACUGAUGGAGACUUACUGGAUAACUCUGCUGGUGACUGGAUUGAGGAUCCCACACACCUAACACCAUUACACUAUGCUGCAGCGCUGGGCAAACGCCGCUACCUAACCCUGCUCUUGAAGCAGUUGAAGCGUGGUGUCAUAGGCGAGCGUACUCUAGCUCGUCUGGAUGAUAUGCAGGAGACGACGAUGAUGCGAACGACCAACGCCUCUAUGAUGACAGACAUGGAUUGUUAUGAUGGGCAUCAGAGGACUGCGUUGAUGCAUGCUGUCCAUGGCGGUCACAUGGACUGUGUGCGUCUACUGCUUCAUGAAGGUGCUAGCGUUGAUGCAAGGUCUAACGAUGGCAGCACUGCACUACAUGUUUCCUGUUUUGAUGGCGACGCUAGCAUGGCCUCACUGCUCUUGCAUCAUGGCGCUGACCCCUGUCUUAUGGACACAGCUGGCAGGCUGCCAUUACACUGGGCAACAGCACCCUAUGGCAGGGUGUGUGUGCACGUCUUGAUGAAAAAGGCUCCUGAGAUGAACGUGAAUGCCUUGGAUGCAAGCAGCAUGACACCACUCAUGUGGGCUGCGUAUCAUGAUAGCCCUGAUGUCAUGGAGGAACUUCUACAGCACGGUGCUGAUCGUACAUUGCAAGAUGAAGACGGAAUGUCAGCCUGUCAUUGGGCAGUACACCCACAGCAUGAUCACGCACUGAAGAUUCUACUCGACACGAACUCUGUUCGGACACGUGAUGCCCGUGGCAAGACCCUCGCACACAUGUCUGCAGAGCAUGGUGCUGUCGAGUGCAUGAAGCUUGUGCUGUCCAAUUGGCCACAAAGCAUUCAUCAAUGUGAUGAUAAUGGGCGCACCCCGCUUCACUGGGCCACCGUGUGCGAACAACCUAACAUUAUCCGCCUCUUGUUGGUUGCUGGAGCUGACCCUAGUGCACCAGACAGGCUGGGACGAUCGGCUCGAGACUACGCUGCAAUCAAGAAACUACGCUACUGCCAGAUCUUGCUGAGUCGACCUAAGUUUGCUGCGAGUCAUGAAAUGAGCAUGGCACAGCUUGACGCAAGUAUAACGGGAGAAUUCAACGAACGUUGGUCACAGUGGUUAUCCGAUGGUUGUGUUCUAGGAAAGUACACACAUGAUGGACGGGGUCCUCUUCACAAGAGAUUCUUUUGGGUGGAUAUAUCUCACAAUGAGAUCUGCUGGUCCAAGGACAAGAAGAAACUGAAAGAGUAUUCAUCUGCCAAAGUUAUUGAUAUAGUACCUGGCGCAAGUGAAGCUGUCUUGGCCCGUGCAGACUACAGCGACAGGAAAAGACAUCACUUCACUGUACUCACAACCGACAGGUCUCUGGACGUAGUGUCAAGCAAUGCGGAUGAUUUCCAAUGCUGGCUGCAAGGACUGCGCUGCUUGAUCCAGAUGAAGACUGCGGCAGGAGAAGGUUAGUUUGUUGAUGCUACUAUACGUACUGAGUGCUCAGUCGAAGUACCGCGGCAUCACUCGAUUUGGUCUGCAUCAUGAUCCCGGUGAAGCCAAGCGACACCUGGAUGUACUGCACCAACUUACUUCACUAAGCUGAUUGAUGGUCCCGGUUUGUCUCUUAGUUGCAGAGUGACUCAGCCAUCUUCAUCCACUAGUCAGGCAAUGACAUCCUCACAUCAUCACAUGAUCACAGCCAAGCUACCACCAAUGCCACAUCAGUAUUCAUCCUCAUCCAUGUAUUCCAACUGACCAGUGAUAUGUCAACACAUUGCCAUUGCCCAUAUGUGCACACAUAUUCGUUUCUUCUGCCAUGAUGACUCUAUCCAUAGGUUGAUUUUGACUUGAUUAGUUCCUGCUGGCUCAAUCUAGCAAUUUGCAAUACACAGACUGGCACGAUGUCACGUGCCAAUCAUAUGCUUUCGAAACAAUAUUCUACAUUCUAGUAACGUGCUUCUUAAAAGCAAGUAGCAAAAGCAAAGCAACGACAUGUUAAACUUGAGAAAUGUAGUAAGAAUCUCUUGAUAAUCCAUAUCCUCAUUCUAUAGCAUUCUAUAUUAUUAUAGCAUCUCCCAUUCCAUUCAUAGGUAAACUGAGUUCGCUGCCAUUCUUGCACUAUUGAUGUCAUUCACAGGAACGAAUAUUAAAUCAUACGUUGAA